AUGUCUUCUAUACUGGCUUCUUCCAGAUCCACUUUAACACGUAGUCUACUGCAAAAUGCAUCAUCCAGACCUAGUCUGCUGGCGGUGGCACGCAAUUACAGCAAUGGCGAAAAAACUCUAAAGGAGCGUUUUGCCGAGUUGUUUCCAGCCAAGGCCGAGGAGAUUAAGCAACUCAAGAAGGAAUACGGUGACACAGUGAUUGGAGAGGUUCAAUUGAAGCAAGCGUACGGUGGUAUGCGUGGGAUUAAGGGUUUGGUGUGGGAAGGCUCCGUGCUGGACCCAGAAGAGGGUAUCCGGUUCAGAAACCGCACAAUCCCCGAGAUCCAAAAGGAACUGCCCAAGGGUGCUGGUGGCUCCGAGCCCCUGCCAGAAGCGCUUUUCUGGUUGCUGUUGACCGGCGAGAUCCCCACCGAGACCCAAGUUAAGGCGCUUUCCGCGGACCUGGCGUCCCGUUCCGAGCUUCCUGAGCACGUUUCGGACCUGCUCGACAGUUUGCCCAAAGAUUUGCACCCUAUGGCGCAGUUUUCCAUCGCAAUCACUGCGCUGGAGAGCGAAUCCAAGUUCUCGAAGGCGUACGCCCAAGGUGUCAACAAAAAGGAUUACUGGAAUUACACUUUCGAGGACUCCCUAGACCUUAUCGGUAAGCUACCUGUAAUCGCCUCCAAGAUCUACCGCAACGUGUUCAAAGACGGCAAGCUCGUGGCCGUGGACCCUAACGCCGAUUUCGGUAAGAACUUGGCUCACCUACUGGGCUACCAAAAUGAUGAGUUCGUCGAGUUGAUGCGCUUAUACUUGACCAUCCACGCAGACCACGAAGGUGGAAACGUGUCUGCUCACACCACCCAUCUGGUUGGCUCUGCUCUGUCCUCUCCAUAUUUAUCUUUCUCCGCUGGUUUGUGCGGUUUGGCUGGUCCAUUGCACGGUCGCGCCAACCAGGAGGUUUUGGAAUGGCUCUUCAAGUUGAGAGAGGAGGUCAAGGGUGAUUACUCUAAGGACACUAUAGAGAAAUACUUGUGGGACACUUUGAACUCUGGUAGAGUUGUGCCCGGUUACGGUCACGCCGUCUUGAGAAAGACCGACCCUCGUUACACCGCUCAACGUGAGUUUGCUCUAAAGCAUUUCCCAGACUAUGACCUUUUCAAGUUGGUUUCUGCCAUCUACGAUAUUGCCCCUGGCGUCUUGACUAAGCACGGUAAGACCAAGAACCCAUGGCCAAAUGUCGACUCCCACUCUGGUGUUCUAUUGCAGUACUACGGUUUGACCGAGGCCUCUUUCUACACUGUAUUGUUCGGUGUCUCCAGAGCGUUGGGUGUAUUGGCACAAUUGAUUAUCGACAGAGCCGUUGGACAACCAAUCGAGAGACCAAAAUCCUUCUCCACUGAAAAGUACAUCAGCUUGGUCAAGUCAAUCAACGCCAAGAAAUGA
This is a messenger RNA of Lachancea fermentati, 1425 nucleotides long. The record is from the annotation of a GenBank genome assembly. NCBI's taxonomy places the organism in Eukaryota, Fungi, Ascomycota, Saccharomycetes, Saccharomycetales, Saccharomycetaceae.